This is a messenger RNA of Peromyscus californicus insignis, 3336 nucleotides long. RefSeq names its product arsenite methyltransferase (gene As3mt). Lineage: Eukaryota; Metazoa; Chordata; Mammalia; Rodentia; Cricetidae. The coding region runs from base 1736 to 2863 and encodes 375 amino acids. The record is from RefSeq and is a predicted model, not a curated record. Gene Ontology annotation, biological process: arsonoacetate metabolic process; toxin metabolic process. The transcript is spliced from 11 exons. Gene Ontology annotation, cellular component: cytosol. Gene Ontology annotation, molecular function: arsenite methyltransferase activity.
ACAGGGUUUCUCUGUGUAACCUUGGCUUUCCUGGAACUCACUCUGUAGACCGGGCUGGUCUUGAGCUCACAGAGAUCUGUCUGCCUCUGCCUCCCGAGUGCUGGGACUAAAGGCAUGCAUCACCACGGCCUGUCAAUUUUACAUUUAUUUGUGUAUGUAUGUAUGCAUGCUCUGGCCUGCAUGUGGCAAUCAGAGGACAGCCUGCAGGAGUUGGUUCUCACGUGCAUUACAGGGAUGGAAAUGAGGUCCUCAGUCUUGGUGGCAGGCACCUUACCCACUGAGCCAUCCCACUGCCACCCUGUUAACUUUCAACAACAAUUGACAGCAGGGAAUCUGGAGACUUACUAGAGGGACUUCAAAGUUUCUUUCUGAAAUGACAUGGGAUUGAAAACAGGAAGGUAAAUUUCCUAAGAGUCCACUUUCCUAUCUAGACAUCCUUCCAUUUAUCCUGCUACAUCACCUUAUCUUGAUGCACGGCAAUGUUUGAUUCAACCACAAAGAAGUAAGACAUACAAACAAAUGCAGGGGGAUUGAGAUGGUGUAGCUGUAAAAGCUAAAAGCAUUUGCCACACAAGCCUGAUGCUGGAUCCCUGGAACCCACUGUGGAAGGAGAGAACUAACUUGUGAAAGUCAUCCGUCUCCCUCCAUACAUGGGCUGUGGUGCUCAUGCACACAUGCACACACCAAACAAUAUAAAAGACGUACAGAAGUAAUGGUGGCAAGAGAAACACUUUUUAAAAAUGCACCCUGCUGGCUAGGUGUCUCAGCAGGUAAAGGCACUUGCUGGCAGGCCCUACGACACAGUUCUAUCCCUGGUGCCCACAGUGUGGAAGUAGAAAACCAACUUCCUAAAAGCCCCUUGGCCGCACAUGUACCAGGGCACUCCUACCCUACAGAUACAUCAGAUAUAAUAUAAACAAAAACAGUCUGAGGAGAAGUGGCAGUACAUGGAAAUACAUCUAAACUGGUGAGUUAUUGUAGUAGUGCUUUUCUGCAUACAACUGAACAGUGGCCAUAGGGUUAAGAGUUCACCUGUACUACAUUCCAGAAAAGGCAAAGCUGCAGGGGUAGAGAACCAAGUCUCUGCGUUUGCCUAGGUGUGGGGUGUGGAAGGAAUUUCCUACCAAGGGGCACGCAUAAGCUUUCUGAACUAGAGAACCACUUUUAUCUGUGUGUAUGUGUGUGUGGUUGUGGUGGUGGUUGAGACAGGGUUUUCCUGUGUAGCCCUGGCUCUCCUGGAACUAGCUUUGUAGAUCAGGCUGGCCUCAAACUCAGAGAUCUGCUAGCCUCUUUCUGCAGUCUCUGUCUCUUGAGUGCUGGAAUUAAAGGCACAGCACCACCCCCUGAUACCUGCAAAAUUCGGAGAGCUGUGGGCUAAGGAAGGUGAAUGUUAUAGAUGUAAAUGACAUCUCAAUGAAGGACUUAAUGAGCCGGAUGGAGGAGAGGUGAUUUCAUUCCGCAAGGAGGAAAAUAGAUAUGGGUGUUCAUUUAAGGCACACACAGAAUUUACAAAUGAAACUAUGGAUCAGUAAAGGGAGAUGUUAGCUAAUACAACCAUUAUACCGGGAUGCAAGGACUCCAAGGUGACGAUGAGACUCAGCAGUGUGUAGGGCUAGACGGCUGUGGGCGGGUUUGCACGCGGAGCGGUUGCAGGUCAGCCAGGAGGCGUGGCCUCGGCGCUGCUCCGGAGCGGAGUUGGGUUAUCCCAGGUGUGGGAACGUGGAGCUCGUGAGUCAUGGCCGCUCCCCGAGACGCUGAGAUCCACAAGGACGUUCAGAACUACUACGGGAAUGUACUGAAGACAUCUGCAGACCUCCAGACUAAUGCUUGUGUCACCCCAGUCACUUUGGUCCCCAAGUACAUCCGGGAAACUCUGAAGAAUGUACACGAGGACGUUACCUCGAGGUAUUAUGGCUGUGGUCUGGUUGUCCCUGAGCUCCUGGAAAACUGCUGGAUUUUGGAUCUGGGUUGCGGAAGUGGCAGAGACUGCUAUAUGCUUAGCCAGCUAGUUGGCGAGAAGGGACAUGUCACUGGAAUAGACAUGACUGAGGUCCAGGUGGAAGUGGCUAAAACCUAUCUUGAGUACCACAUGGAAAAAUUUGGUUUCCAGGCACCCAAUGUGGCUUUUAUUCACGGCUGCAUUGAGAAGUUGGCAGAGGCUGGAGUGCAGAAGGAGAGCUACGACAUCGUUGUAUCCAAUUGUGUUAUCAACCUUGUCCCCGAUAAAGAACAAGUGCUUCGGGAGGUGUAUCACGUGCUCAAGUACGGUGGGGAGCUGUAUUUCAGUGACGUCUAUGCUAGCCUUGAAGUGCCAGAAGACAUCAAGUCACACAAGGUUUUAUGGGGUGAAUGCCUGGGUGGUGCUUUGUACUGGAAGGAUCUUGCCAUCAUUGCCCAAAAAAUUGGGUUCUGUCCUCCGCGUUUGGUCACUGCCAAUCUCAUUACAGUUCAAAACAAGGAACUAGAAAGUGUCAUUGGUGACUGUCGCUUUGUGUCUGCCACGUUUCGACUCUUCAAACUCCCAAAGACAGAACCAGCUAAAAGAUGCCGAGUUGUUUACAAAGGAGGAAUCACAGGGCAUGAGAGAGAACUAAUCUUUGAUGCAAAUUUCACAUUCAAGGAAGGCGAAGCUGUUGACGUGGAUGGAGAGACUGCAGCUGUCUUGAAGAACUCACGUUUUGCUGGAGAGUUUCUCUUCACACCUGUCGGAGCCAUGCUGCUGGCUACCCAGGGCUGUUCUGAAUUAGAAACAAAGGAUAUAAUCAGAGAUCCAUUCAAGUUUGCAGAGGAAUCUGACAAGGUGAAGCCCAGACAUUCUCCUGACGGCGCUGGAGGCUGCUGUGGCAAAAAGAAAAGCUGCUAGAUGGAAGGCCAGCGCGGAGCUCACCGGCGAGCAGGCGGCAGCAAAGGAACGGCUCACAUAGGCUUUUAAACCCACUCUUCCCCCGUGCAGAGAUUACGGGAAGACGGCAAAGGCGCCACAAUCUAGAUUACUUAGACGUGUGAGUUUUAGAAGGUAUUAAUCUAAGGUUCACAGCAAAUCACUAGUUUUUCUAUUUCACUAUUUCAGAGUUCUGGGGCCACCUAGUGGUCAGAAGUAGAACUUGGAAGCUUAUUAAAAUUGGAGGAGGAUGGUGGGAGAACAUCUUCCUUCUGGCCUACCACAGGAUACAUCUGGAUUUUUCUGUGCUUACUCAGGAAGCAGAAGCCCUACUAAAACUAUGCCAAAAGAUUGUCAAGUCAAGUUUGGUAGGAAUACUCUUCAGGUCCCUGUCUUCAACCUUUUUUUCUUUCUUUCUGUAAUUGAAUGAAGAAUAAAAUGAAUAAUAAAUUUGA